GACAACCACAAGUUCCACAACCACGCCAUUCAUCCUGACCAUCACGGUACCGCGAUUCAAUCCUUCUUCUUCGCCUCUAAAACCAAUCAAACCCUCCUGUAAAAUUCGAUAUCCCAUCAUGAUCGAAGGUGGCUGCAUUUGCGGUGCCGUGCGUAUCCAGUCCACGGGGGAGGCCCAGGCCAAGGCCCUCUGCUACUGUCUUGACUGCCGCAAGACCACAGGCUCCACAUUCUCUACCAACAUCCUCGUUCCCGCCGAGGGAUUCACCUUGACCAAGGGCACGCCCAAGGAGUUCGCCAAGACGGCAAACAGUGGCAAGACCAUCACAUCCUUCUUCUGCGGCGACUGCGGCACAACGCUCUGGCGGGAGACUGAGACCUAUACUGGUUCCAAGAUCCUCAAGGUCGGCACUUUCGAUCACGCCAGCGCCCUGGAGGACGCAAAGCCGUUGGUCGAAUUGUUCACUAGGAACCGGCCUUCUUGGCAGACACCCAUUGCCGGUGUCGAGCAAAAGGAGACCCUGUAAUUUGGGGGG
This is a messenger RNA of Sodiomyces alkalinus F11, 535 nucleotides long. RefSeq names its product DUF636 domain protein. Bases 119 to 526 code for a protein of 135 amino acids. Lineage: Eukaryota; Fungi; Ascomycota; Sordariomycetes; Glomerellales; Plectosphaerellaceae. Gene Ontology annotation, molecular function: carbon-sulfur lyase activity. The record is from RefSeq and is a predicted model, not a curated record. The transcript is spliced from 2 exons.